Notothenia coriiceps (black rockcod) is the source of this 495-nucleotide messenger RNA. Its product is annotated as leptin-like. The record is from RefSeq and is a predicted model, not a curated record. NCBI's taxonomy places the organism in Eukaryota, Metazoa, Chordata, Actinopteri, Perciformes, Nototheniidae. The coding region runs from base 1 to 495 and encodes 164 amino acids. The transcript has 2 exons.
AUGGACAACACUUUGGUGCUCCUGUUUCCUCUGCUGUUCAUCUUCAGUGUGGGUAAAGCUGCUCCUCUGCCAAUGGACGUAGUCAAAAUGAAAUCAACAGUUAAGCGGAUUUCUGAAACGUUGGUGAACAGUCUAAACCAACACUUACAGGACCAAUCUGGUAGGACGCUCAGUCCACCUGCUGCUGAUCUGAAUGGACCUUCCUCCAUAGUGAUCGUCUUGGAGGGUUUUAAUCGCAAGAUAAGUAGUGACUCCUACUUUGCGGUGACGCAGACCAAGUCCCAUAUCUCUUCAUUGACGAGUUAUGUCAGGGAGUGGAUGAAGGCGAAAUGCAGUGAGCAGCAGCCCAGAGGUUCAGAGCCAGCGUCGCUGCUACGGCUGAAACAGCGGAGUCGACCGGAGUUCUUGGACACUGUGAGCACCGAGGCUCUCAUGAGAGUAAGGGAGUUCCUCAAUCUGCUGCUACAAAACCUGGAUGAUCUUGAAUCUUGCUGA